CGGGCGGGAGCGGCAGCCCCCAGCAACCUAGAUACCUAGGCGAAACUCUAUCUCCCCCUCCAUCAACCUUAUCCAUCGCCAUACCUCAUAGAUAAAUACAUAAACCUCACCGUCCCUCCCCACACCACCACCCCCUCCCCCUCCACCACAAUCACGCCCAUUACCACAGUCAGAAUGCUCCUCCCAACCCUCCUCCCCGACCCCCCGGUAGCAACCCCCGAAGUCCUCUCACUGCUCUUCGAGCCCUCACCAGCGCUGCACGCGCUCAUCGCCUCCGCCAUUUCCACUUCCACCCCAUCCCUAGCACUAGCAGGACGAGCACACCCAGCCCUCCACGCGCUCAUCAGCACUCCCACUUCCAUAUCACCAUCACCAGCGGAAUUCCUCACAUACGCCGACCUGAUCGAGUGGACCACGUCACAGAUCCUCUCGCUGCGCCGCGACGAUCCGCGCUUACUGGAGAUCCUCGCGUCACAUCCUAGGCUCGGCGAGAAGAAGGUCGAUAGCGAGGUUUCGCGGAAGGAGCAGGCGUCGCUAAGUGGUGGGGAUAAGGAGGACGAGGGGGUGCGCUUAAGCGCAUUGAAUAAGCGCUAUGAGGAGACGUUUCCAGGAUUGAGAUUCGUCGUCUUUGUCAAUUCCCGGUCCCGCGACGAGGUAAUGGCAGACAUGGUUGCCCGCAUCGAGCGCGGCGACAUCGAGUUGGAGAAAGUAGAGGCUAUUACUGCCAUGCGCGAUAUCGCAUUAGAUCGUGCGGCGAAAUUUACGGUUGCUUUAUAAGGCAGGACAAGAAAUGCAAGGUAAGAAAGGCAAGAAAGGAAGGAAGGAAACAUGCAGCAGAAAAUGAAAUGACAAGACAAGAAAUACCACCCCUCCCAUGAUGUACCGUGCCGAACCCCGUAGCAAAUGCAUAUUUCCGCUCCCCACCCCCGAUUGAUUUCCCCGGAAUAAAAGAAAAUGACGAGAGAGAGGGACAAAGGAGAGGGACAAAGGAGAGGAAAAAGGAAGGAAAAGAGAAAGCGGGGUGGCAGUGGCAGUGGAAGUGGCCAGUUCAGUUCGUCAUAGUUGGAGCUGAGAAUUUAGCCCCCUCGACUCCUCCUUGCUUCUCCCGGUGUCGGUUGAAAAUAACACAGAACACGGCAGAUGCUUCCACCACUAAUGCAGCAGCGACGACUCAGCAACAGCCAAUAUCCAACCCCAAGCCCAACCCCAAGCCCAACCCCAAGCCCA
This is a messenger RNA of Tricharina praecox, 1227 nucleotides long. Its product is annotated as Oxo-4-hydroxy-4-carboxy-5-ureidoimidazoline decarboxylase. The transcript is spliced from 4 exons. The record is from RefSeq and is a predicted model, not a curated record. Lineage: Eukaryota; Fungi; Ascomycota; Pezizomycetes; Pezizales; Pyronemataceae. Bases 175 to 777 code for a protein of 200 amino acids.